Olea europaea var. sylvestris is the source of this 1543-nucleotide messenger RNA. RefSeq names its product protein BREVIS RADIX. The transcript is spliced from 8 exons. The record is from RefSeq and is a predicted model, not a curated record. Lineage: Eukaryota; Viridiplantae; Streptophyta; Magnoliopsida; Lamiales; Oleaceae. The coding region runs from base 199 to 1233 and encodes 344 amino acids.
GAAAUCAGUGGCCUUUGCAGAACUUCUCAAAAAGGGUUUGGAGUAAUUCUUGAAGGGGUUUGAAUUUCCGGUUGUGAAGAAAUAAAUAAAGAGAAAUGAGUUGAAGAAGGUAUCGAGAGGAAUUUUAGGUACAGAGAAGAAGAUAAGAAUAGAAAGAAGCAGCAGCAGUAGAAGAAGAAGAAGAAGAAGGUGAUAACGAUGUUGACAUGUAUUACGUGCUCAAAGCAAAGAAUUGAAGAGGGUGAAGAUGAAGGCUCGCGUGGGACUCCCGCCGUCAAAAGCCUGACUACACAGAUCAAGGAUAUGGCAUUGAAGGUUUCAGGAGCUUUACAAUGCAAGCCUGGGACUGGAGAUGGCAGUUACAAGAAAGGACGUAGACCAUAUCCCGAAUUCGAUACUAUUUCAGAGGGUGUUCCAUACCCUCUUGUGCAGCCAGGAAGUUCAACUUCUACUCCAGCUUGGGACUUUACGAGCACUGGACAUCAUGCUGCUCGACCAGACUCGAGACCUGGUCGACUGGAAUCUGUUUCAGCCCAGUCUGGUUUAUUGCUUGUACAAGAUGAAGAUGAACCAAAAGAGUGGAUGGCACAGGUGGAGCCUGGUGUUCAAAUUACCUUUGUCUCUCUCCCGUGUGGCGGGAACGACCUUAAACGGAUACGCUUUAGCCGGGAGAUGUUCAAUAAAUGGCAAGCUCAGAGAUGGUGGGGUGAAAAUUAUGAUAGAAUAAUGGAGCUCUACAAUGUUCAGAGAUUUAACCAGCAAGCUCUCAACACUCCCGGAAGAUCUGAGGACGGAAGUGAGAGAGAUUCUACUUACUCAAAGCUCGGUUCUGCCAUGGAAAGUCCUCGGAUGACUCCAUUCAACAAAGAAUGGACUCCAACUCCAAGGUUCAAACCUCCUGACCAUCUUCAAGUUGCGGCUAAUCAACAUUACAAUCCUGGAUCGAGUGCUUUCACGGCUGGUUGCCCCAAGGGUGAAAUGUCGUCUAUGGAUGCAUCAAGAACAACAACUUCCUCCCGAGAUGAGGCUUCAGUUUCUGUAAGCAAUGCAAGUGACAUUGAAUCGGAAUGGAUAGAACAGGAUGGACCUGGGGUUUUUAUUACCAUUAGGCAACUGGCUGAUGGCACUAGGGAGCUCCGGCGUGUCAGAUUUAGCCGUGAAAGAUUUGGCGAAGUGCAUGCAAAGCUCUGGUGGGAAACUAACCGGGAGAGAAUACAAGCUCAGUACCUGUGAUACUAUGUAAUGUAAAGCUCAAACUCCAUGGAUAUGGAACCGUUCCCUUUUUUACAUCCGGGCUUGCAGAAUGGAGACUUGAGGCAGUGGAUUCACCAGCAUCGUGCUAAAACGACUAAGCCAAAAUCCGACUCUAUAGCAUUGUUAAGUUACAAAGUAUUCAGACAGAUAUUUCAUUCUGAUAUGCUGUUUUUUCUUGAUCAUUAGUUAUUUAUAGUCUAUACCAUGAUUUUGAAAAUUCUUUCUAGUCCUUGUUUUCCCUUGUUUCUUUUCCUGAUCCUCAUCUGAUGGAAUCAUUUAUAUCUCAGUU